Messenger RNA from Arabis nemorensis, 525 nucleotides. The record is from the annotation of a GenBank genome assembly. Lineage: Eukaryota; Viridiplantae; Streptophyta; Magnoliopsida; Brassicales; Brassicaceae.
AUGUCUUUGAAGAACUCAAAAACAAGCGGAUCACCAAACCGAGGAAUGUCACUUCCUCAACAGGUGAAGAUCCUGAGGCGUACUGGACCUAUCUGCAGUACAAACAGAGAGAUUGAUCUAACGACAAUGCUGAGCAAAACUGCAAGUGUCCCAGAUCCUCAGAAAGGGUACUCUAGCCUGUAUAACAAUUGGACUCAACGUAGUAAAAACAAGCUUCAACUGGCUCAUGAGAGGCUUAACCUUGUCUACCACAAAAAGGAGGCUGCUGAAUCUAACACUGACACACAGGAACAACUCACCUACUCUGUAUCAUAUCCUAAGUCUGGUAUUGGGGGAUUGCCUAAAAGUCUUCACACUGACUUUGCAAAAGAAAAGGUUGAGUUCGGGGUCACUAAGGGCGGUAUGGGUGACAAACACAAGACCAUCAAGAUGAUGGGGAUUAAGUCUAAACGUGUAGAAACCAAAUCGAUGGAUGAGUCUAUGAAUGUGUCUCAUAAUAACCGUCAGACAAGACAUGACCCUUAG